Molecule: messenger RNA, 1917 nt
Organism: Amaranthus tricolor (Joseph's coat)
Lineage: Eukaryota; Viridiplantae; Streptophyta; Magnoliopsida; Caryophyllales; Amaranthaceae
Product: dihydrolipoyl dehydrogenase, mitochondrial
Exons: 2
Coding region: 114-1640 (508 amino acids)
Cellular component (GO): mitochondrion; oxoglutarate dehydrogenase complex
Molecular function (GO): dihydrolipoyl dehydrogenase (NADH) activity; flavin adenine dinucleotide binding
Source: RefSeq, a predicted model, not a curated record
ACUUCCUUUGAUUUGUUCAACUUUUUUCCUGAACGCGCACUUUAAAGCCAAAUCAAAAAGACAUUUCCUUUGAUUUUUUCUUUUGCAUUUCAAUUUUCAACGAACCUUCAACAAUGGCCAUGUCCAGCAUCGCCCGAAGAAAAUCAACCCUAAUUUCCAGAAACCUUUGCAACUCUACCGAUUCUCUUCGCUACACACUUUCUCUCUCUUCCUUCUCUCGUUACUUUUCUUCUGGAUCCGAUGAGAAUGAUGUUGUCGUCAUCGGUGGUGGUCCUGGUGGUUAUGUCGCCGCCAUUAAAGCAGCUCAACUUGGCUUUAAAACUACUUGUGUUGAGAAACGUGGUACCCUUGGUGGUACUUGCCUUAACGUUGGUUGUAUUCCAUCUAAGGCACUUCUUCAUUCUUCCCACAUGUACCAUGAAGCAAAACAUGCUUUUCCUGCCCAUGGUGUGAAGUUUUCUUCAGUUGAGGUUGAUUUGCCUGCCAUGAUGGCCCAGAAAGAUAAAGCUGUGAGUAAUUUGACAAAAGGUAUUGAGGGUUUGUUCAAGAAGAACAAAGUAAAUUAUGUGAAAGGCUAUGGGAAACUCGUCUCUCCUUCUGAAGUGUCUGUGGACACUAUUGAUGGUGGAAACACUGCUAUUAGAGGUAAACACAUAAUUAUUGCUACUGGAUCUGAUGUCAAGUCUCUACCAGGGGUGACAAUUGACGAACAGAAGAUUGUAUCAUCUACCGGUGCUUUGGCUCUAAAAGAAAUUCCUAAGAGACUUGUGGUUAUAGGUGCUGGCUAUAUCGGCCUUGAGAUGGGUUCUGUUUGGGGUCGAAUUGGUUCAGAGGUAACUGUUGUCGAAUUUGCUCCAGAAAUUGUUCCUACCAUGGACGGUGAAGUUCGUAAGCAAUUUCAGCGUUCCCUUGAGAAACAAGGUAUGAAAUUCAAGCUGAAGACCAAGGUUGUUGGUGUGGAUACCACUGGGGAUGGCGUUAAGCUGACUGUUGAGCCUGCAGCUGGCGGUGAGCAGACUAUUCUUGAAGCUGAUGUGGUUCUUGUUUCUGCUGGCAGGGUCCCAUUCACAGCUGGGCUUGGGCUUGAAAGCCUUGGAGUAGAAAUGGACAAGGGUGGGCGGAUUUUAGUCAAUGAACGUUUUGCCACUAAUGUUCCUGGAGUGUAUGCAAUCGGGGAUGUGAUCCCAGGACCUAUGUUGGCACACAAGGCAGAGGAAGAUGGUGUGGCCUGUGUUGAGUUCAUUGCAGGAAAGGAAGGACACGUGGACUAUGAUUUGGUCCCUGGAGUCGUAUACACGCACCCUGAGGUGGCUUCUGUAGGGAAAACUGAAGAGCAGGUGAAAACUCUUGGUGUUCCAUACCGUGUAGGUAAAUUCCCAUUCAUGGCAAACAGUAGAGCCAAGGCAAUCGAUAACGCUGAAGGACUUGUCAAGAUCUUGGCCGAAAAAGAGUCUGACAAAAUUCUCGGUGUUCACAUUAUGGCUCCAAAUGCCGGUGAACUCAUCCAUGAGGCAGUUCUAGCAUUGCAGUACGGGGCUUCAAGUGAGGAUAUCGCACGCACAUGCCACGCACACCCAACCAUGAGUGAGGCCGUGAAGGAAGCUGCGAUGGCGACAUAUGACAAACCCAUCCACAUUUAGAUUUCAAGAUUCUUGUUACUGUGAUCCCAAGUUUCGAUAAUUCCAAGAUUUUUCGUGCCAUUGCGGCAUGAACAAUGAUAAUCGUCUUUUUAGAAGCACCUACCGCAAUGGUUUGUCAAUACUCAAUACCGAUCUCAUUAGUAAUCAGUUUAUACUGAUUGAGUUGUGAGAAUGAAUCGCUAGGCGGUUCAUUAGUUUUUUGCGUUGAUACAUUGUCUCCAAAUGUUUAAUAAUUAUUCUUGAGAUUUGCUAAUAAUUGAAAUAUACAUUUUUAACU